Molecule: messenger RNA, 453 nt
Organism: Daldinia childiae
Lineage: Eukaryota; Fungi; Ascomycota; Sordariomycetes; Xylariales; Hypoxylaceae
Exons: 2
Coding region: 1-453 (150 amino acids)
Source: RefSeq, a predicted model, not a curated record
AUGCGUUUCACAGCCACCGCAGUCACUGCCCUCCUCUUCGGCGCCAACACUAUGGCCCAGGACCUGAAAUCUGAGGAUAUUACCAUCACCGACUUCUCCGUGCACAAGGCGGGUGCCAGCGGUGCUUCUGCCGGCACUGUGGACGGUGUCUCCUUCAAGCUGACCGGCAAGGACGCCAAGGAUCUCAGCUGCUCGGCCACUGCCAGCCAGAUCACCAGCGGUGUGCCCACCAGCGUUAUAACUUGCGGUGACUCCAAGUACCGCUUCGCGCUUCUCGACAGCCCUGACACCUCGACCUUCGCCCUCCAAGUCUUCCACGAGCUCGGAACUGGUUCGGGCUUCUCCGGCCUCGGCAAUAUUGGCACCUACUGCCACUCUGGUGGUCUCGACAACAUGGUCUGCACUCAGACCCAGUCCCCUAUUACCAUCCACAUCGAUAGCCUUCCUAAAUAG